UGUGAUUUGUCUUUCUAGGUUGAAGAGUUAAGUAACAGUGUGGCACAUUAUUUUAAAUCUGUGGGUGUGAAACGGGGACAGACAGUAGCCCUAUUUAUGGAAUCAAGACCAGAGUACGUGUGUAUAUGGCUUGGUUUGUCAAAGAUUGGAGUAGCUACUGCAUUGAUCAACUCAAAUCUGCGGCAAACACCUCUUGUCCACAGUAUUAGAGUUGCCAACUCUCGAGCUAUUAUCUUUGAUUCAGAACUGGCCAACGAGCUUCUGAUGGUACGGGAUGAUGUCAGAGACCUGCCUUUGUACCAGUAUACUUCUGGCAGCAUAGACAAGACGCUGCACCCUGAUGUCAUUGAUCUGUUGCCUGCUCUCACUUCCUCUCCAUCUGGUCCUCUGUUUGAAGACUUGUCUGAGAGUUCAUAUCGUGAUAAUGUUCUGUACAUCUUCACGUCAGGAACUACGGGAAUGCCCAAAGCUGCUGUGAUCACGCAUCUUCGGUAUGUUCAUUCAAGUGUUGUUUUCUUUAAUUUAACACGUUUAAUCGACUCUGUUCAUCAUUUCCUUAAAACUUCAUUUUUGAAUAUGUAACAUUCUAAUUGUGUUAAUUGCAAUUUUAUUA
This is a messenger RNA of Zootermopsis nevadensis, 613 nucleotides long. Lineage: Eukaryota; Metazoa; Arthropoda; Insecta; Blattodea; Termopsidae. The record is from RefSeq and is a predicted model, not a curated record.